Engraulis encrasicolus (European anchovy) is the source of this 1722-nucleotide messenger RNA. RefSeq lists its product as uncharacterized. Lineage: Eukaryota; Metazoa; Chordata; Actinopteri; Clupeiformes; Engraulidae. Bases 236 to 1282 code for a protein of 348 amino acids. The record is from RefSeq and is a predicted model, not a curated record. The transcript is spliced from 2 exons.
GUGUGAGAGCUCUGUUUUUUUCAAUUCUUUAAAUGACUUAAAUAUACUGGUAUAUAAAGACCUUAUAAGCACUCCAUCACUCAACCAAUUAACCAAUCACCAACCACCACUCAAUCGACCAAUCACCAGCCAUGUUCUGGUGUUCCACUACCUGGUGAAAGAUCAACCGAAUUCUGCCAUUCCUCCACCAUCAGAGACCCUUACAGUAUAUGAUGGAAAUGCUUGCUUCUACAAUAUGAUGAACAUUCCAGACACAUUUGCAGAGAUCUCCUCAUUGCUAUUUGACAGCAUAACUACGUCUGGAUGUGGAGACAUCAUUUUCAGCACAGACCAAUACAGUCCCGAAUCCAUCAAGUCAAUGGAAAGGAAACACCGUGGCUGUGGAGAGAAGUUAAUUAUAGGGGGUGGAGCAACAAAACGUCCCACGGAGUGGAAACAGUUUUUAACGAAUGAGGAAAACAAGGUGCAGUUUAUCAGACUUAUAUUAAAGCAAUGGAGUGAUGAUAAUUGCGCUUCAAAACUGCAAGGCCGCAAAGUCAUUUUUAUCUGUGAAGAAUGUGCAUACCUUACAUCAGGGGACGGUUUGACAACAAGAAAGACUGAAAUUCCAUUACUCAGGUCAUCACAGGAAGAGACCGACACCAGGGUUGUCCUUUACAGCCAAUAUGCUGCAAAUGACCAUAAUACCAACGUUCGGAUCAAGAGUCCUGACUCUGACCUAUUCUUCAUUUUGCUGCACUUUGCUGGAACCAUGGGCAUCAACAUCCUACUUGACACCAAGAUACAGAGAAAGUCCAGACUGAUCAAUGGCACACAAACUGCAGCAGAACUUGGCCAAGAAAAGUGCACAGCUGUACUUGGUCUCCAUGGCUUCACUGGGAAUGAUGCUACAAGUGCAUUCCGGGGCAAAGGUAAACUUCUUCCUCUAACGAAGAUGUUCAAAGCCCCCCAGCCUGUUACCAACCUUGCCAAACUUGGUGAAACCUGGACAGUGACAGAAGCCCUUAAUGAUGAUUGUGAAAAAUUCACAUGGGCCUUGUAUGGCGAAAAGAAAGCUGAAAAGGUUGAUGACAUGCGAUUGAACAUCAUUAACAAACUUUGCACCAAACACGGAAAGUCUAUUCCUGGAAAUGUGGACAUGGCUUUGCUACCACCAUGCAGAAAAAGCCUCACGCAGCAUGUCCACAGGGUUCAUUUUCAGGUUGCCCUGUGGACAAGAGCCAACAUCAACAAUCCUGUAAUUCCAUCCGUGGGUCAAGGACAUGGGUGGUUAAUGGCAUAAAGUGGUAUACAGCCCCUGUGGUAUGAAGGUGAGAGUCAGCCACAGAGGUUGGAGGACAUCUGUGGUGAAGUCCACUGUGAUGAUGAAGAAUGAAGUUGAAAGUGAUUGGUCAAGCACAGACAGUGACAGUAGCAGUGAAUGAACUGUCUGCCUUGAACUAAACCUUUCCCCAAAUGUUCAAUAAACUUUGUUUAUGAUUCAACUUGUUUCCUUCUAUUGUGGUGUUGUGCUCCAACUUGCACAGAUGUGACAGUGACACAUACAGUACUGCUCGCUAUAUUGUCAAUAUUUCCAGUAGUUAGUAAUUAAACUAUUAUUAUACUUUUACAAAUUGUUAAUGUAUUUGCCUGUAAGGUCUUUAUAUACGUGUAUGGUUGUAUGGAUGAGUCAUUUAAAGGAUCAGAAAAAUGAAAAAUACUCUCACACAUCAUAUAACUGAA